AUGGCAGCUCAUUCACUAUCCAGCGCCGUUAAAUCUCUUAGCUUCGCCGCAUCCAACAGUCUUUCUGGUUCCAUUGUCUUAAGGAGGAGUUACGUUGCGACAGCACCAGGAUUCAGUAAGGGAGCUUCCACCAGAGUUACCGUGGGGAAGAUCAAACAAAAAGCAUAUCAAGAGGCAGAAUCUGCAUGGGCUCCAGAUCCAGUUACGGGAUACUACAGACCCUCUAAUCGUGCGGAUGAGAUUGAUCCACCGGAGCUCAGAGAGAUGCUUUUGAAAAAUAAAGCUAAGCCUUUCUGA
Messenger RNA from Eruca vesicaria subsp. sativa (arugula), 297 nucleotides. Lineage: Eukaryota; Viridiplantae; Streptophyta; Magnoliopsida; Brassicales; Brassicaceae. The record is from the annotation of a GenBank genome assembly.